CAAAGUCUUAGAACUUGUAUCCGGUAAGAAAUAGAGAUCCAAAUGGAUCAAUUCCCACAACAUGGCGAACUCCAAAAUUUGCCCAGUAAACACAUCAUUCACCGUAAUGCCUUGUCGGAGCUAACCUGACAUGAAAACAAAAGGAUCACUUGUUUCCUCUUUCAAUUUCUCACAUGGUUUCUCUCUCCAAUGCCCUCACUCUCUCCCCCACCUCGUCCAAAUCCCAGAAACCGGUUCUCCAAGAAACCCCCCUGUCUGAUAAAACCCUUUCUCAAUCUCAAUUCUCGAGGCCACCUUUCCCAGGCAAUCUCUUCUCUCGAGUUGUUAACAAGAAAGGGCAUUCGCUUACCUUCUCAAACUCUAGCUUCUCUCUUACAACGAUGCGCAAAAACCAAGUCUCUCAAAGAAGGCAAAUUUCUACACCUUCAUUUAAAACUAACCGGACUCAAAAGCCCCAACACUUUUUUAUCCAAUCAUUUGAUCAAUAUGUAUUCUAAUUGCGGCGAUUAUAUCGGCGCUCGCAGAGUGUUCGAUAAAAUGGGUGGUAGAAAUUUAUAUUCUUUUAAUAAUAUGUUAUCUGGGUGUGCUAAAUUGGGCAUGAUAAAGCCUGCUAGGAAGUUGUUUGAUCAAAUGCCUGAAAGGGAUGUCGUUUCGUGGAAUACUAUGGUGAUUGCUUACGCUCAAAGCGGGUUUUUUGAGGAAGCGUUGAGGUUUUACAAGGAGUUAAGGAAUUUGCGUAUUGGAUACAAUGAGUUUAGUUUUGCUGGUGUUUUGACCGUUUGUGUUAAGUUGAGAGAAUUGCAGCUUACUAGACAGGUUCAUGGCCAGGUUCUCGUUUCUGGGUUUUUGUCAAAUUUGGUGAUUUCGAGUUCUGUUGUUGAUGGUUAUGUGAAAUGUGGGAUGAUGGGGGAGUCUAGGAGGUUGUUUGAUGAGAUGAAAGUGAAGGAUGUGCUUGCUUGGACGACUUUGGUUUCAGGGUAUGCUCAAUGGGGAGAUAUGGAAUCAGCUAAUGAUUUGUUUGAUAAGAUGCCUCAGAAAAAUCCAGUUUCUUGGACAGCUUUGAUCUCGGGGUAUGCUAGAAAUGGUAUGGGGAAUAAGGCGCUUGAAUUGUUUGCAAGGAUGAUGGUGUGUCGAGUUAGACCUGAUCAGUUUACGUUUAGUAGUUGUCUUUGUGCUUGUGCUAGUGUAGCUUCACUUACACAUGGUAAACAAAUACAUGCCUGUUUGAUACGAACUAAUUUUAGGCCAAACAUGAUAGUUAUCAGUUCUCUCAUUGAUAUGUAUUCAAAAUGUGGCAGUCUCAAAGCCGGCAAACGGAUUUUUGAUCUAACGGAUAGUAAGGGGGAUCCUGUACUGUGGAACACAAUGAUUUCUGCAUUGGCACAGCAUGGGUAUGGUGAAGAGGCAGUGAAAAUGUUUGAUGACAUGGUAAAACAAGGGGUGAAGCCAGAUAGGACCACUUUUCUUGUUAUUGUCAAUGCAUGUAGCCACUCUGGUCUUGUUCAGGAAGGAAUUAGGUAUUUUGAAUGCAUUUCGUCUAAUUAUGGCAUAAUUCCUGAUCAACAGCAUUAUGCAUGUUUAAUUGAUCUCUUGGGUCGAGCUGGUUGUUUCGACCAGCUGAUAGACCAUCUGGAAAAGAUGCCAUGUAAGCCUGAUAGCCGGGUUUGGAAUGCAUUACUUGGUGUUUCUAGAAUCCAUGGAAAUAUAGAACUGGGAAAAAAAGCAGCUGAGCAACUUAUUGAGUUGGAGCCUCAGUCCUCCACAGCAUAUGUAUUGCUUUCAAGUAUAUAUGGCGCACUUGGGAAGUGGGAAUUGGUUGAGAAGGUGAGACACCUUAUGAAUAAAAGACAAGUUAGGAAAGAGGUAGCUCUUAGUUGGAUAGAACUUGAAAAUAAAGUGCACACUUUCACUGUAUCGGAUACCUUGCACCCUUUGAAAGGAGCAAUAUACUCAAUCUUGGAUCAGUUAGCUGGUCAGCUGGAUGAAGAUGCUUCAUUGUUUGAGAUUGAAAGUACAAGUUAGCCACUUUCAUCUUUGCUGGGAUUAUUUUCUGGGAGACCCGCAAGAGUCAGUUUUUCAUUUUUUCUGUCUGUAUCAUUUUUUCUUCAGCCUUUUUGUAUUGGAGGCAAUUCUAGCAUCAAAGGUUUAAUUGUUUUUAGAUUCUGUAGAGUUGAAUCUUUCACAAGGAUAUUCGUAUAUCUAUUGAGGUUUCAUUCCAAAUGUUUAGAUUGUUCACAACGGGCAAGAUGUUAUGCUUCCUUGUAAGCAAUUGUUUCAUCCAAGUGUUAAUUGAAU
Molecule: messenger RNA, 2295 nt
Organism: Theobroma umbraticum
Lineage: Eukaryota; Viridiplantae; Streptophyta; Magnoliopsida; Malvales; Malvaceae
Product: Pentatricopeptide repeat (PPR-like) superfamily protein
Biological process (GO): RNA modification
Molecular function (GO): RNA binding; protein binding
Source: RefSeq, a predicted model, not a curated record